GUCUAUUUUUGUUGUGCCUUGUCGAUCAUAAACAAAAAUGACUUGUUCAUUUUCCUGACAUUAAUUUCUUAGACCUUCAACUGUAAAUCAGCUCCUGGUUCACCUCUGUAAUUGGUGGCGGAACUAAUAUUUACAGCGGUGAAUCUGUAGUCUCUAGUCACCAACUCAAUCAAACAUAUGUUGCAUGCAUUAUUGAGAGAAAAUAAUAAUUGAUGUCCAGAUAAAUGCCAGUCACACACGUACAGAAGAUUCACAUGCCAUUCCAUCUUCUCUUUGAAUUCAAUUCAGUUCAAUCAAAAAGAUGAAUACGAAUAUUUUAAAAGUUAUUAUUACCGUGGUGGGGUCCUAUCAGAGUAUGCUCUAACUGAACCGGGUCCCAAAAAUAUCCUCCCCAUUCUGAUGAUUCACUGAUAUUCAUUAUAAGUAGGCAGCUCCCUCUGAAACACAGAAGCUCUACUUUCUUUUGUUUCUUAGAAGAAGAAGAAGAAGAAUAUCAUCAAACACACACAGAGAAUGAGUAGCAGGGGUAGUAGUAGUCACAGGAGUAGGAGAGUUUCACCUGCAGCUGCGGUAACAGCUAGAACUAAAACCAGGAUCGGGAAAUAUGAGAUGGGGAAAACAUUAGGAGAAGGAAGCUUUGCUAAGGUCAAGUAUGCUAAGAAUCUCGAGACGGGCGACAGCGUUGCUAUUAAAGUCCUUCAAAAGGAUCAAGUUCUACGCCAUAAGAUGGUCGAGCAGAUAAAAAGGGAAAUUUCGACCAUGAAGUUGAUUAAGCAUCCUAAUGUUGUCCAGCUCCACGAGGUCAUGGCAAGCAAGACUAAAAUAUAUAUAGUGCUGGAAUUCGUUAACGGAGGCGAACUGUUUGACAAAAUAGUUCAUCAUGGGAGGCUUAGGGAGGAUGAGGCUAGGAGAUACUUCCACCAGCUCAUCAAUGCGGUGGACUACUGUCACAGUAGAGGCGUCUACCACCGAGACUUGAAGCCUGAAAAUUUGCUUCUGGAUUCAUACGGAACUUUGAAAGUUUCAGAUUUUGGAUUAAGUGCAUUCUCACCUCAAUUGAAAGGUGAUGGGCUCCUUCAUACGGCAUGUGGAACCCCAAAUUAUGUUGCUCCUGAGGUUCUCAAUGAUAAAGGUUAUGACGGUACAACAGCUGAUAUAUGGUCUUGCGGGGUUAUCCUUUUUGUACUUAUGGCUGGUUACUUGCCGUUCGAAGAAUCUAACCUUUCAGUUUUGUAUGAAAAGAUAUUCCGUGCUGAAUUCACAUUCCCUUCGUGGCUCUCCUCCGAUGCUAAGAAAUUGAUUAAGUGCAUUCUCGAUCCAAACCCUGAAACCAGGAUAACCAUUCCAGAAAUUUUGAAAAAUGAAUGGUUUAAGAAGGGAUACAAGCCACCAAGCUUUGAACAUGAAGAAGACGUCAGCCUGGAGGAUGUCAAUGCUGUUUUUAAUGACGCAGCGGAUUUUCUUGUAACUGAAAAGAAAGAGAAGCCCGUUUCAAUGAAUGCGUUUGAGCUUAUUUCAAGGUCUCAGAGCUUCAACCUUGAAAAUUUGUUCGAAAAACAAGCGGGUCUUGUGAAGAGAGAAACAUGUUUCACUUCGCAGCGUCCUGCAAACGAAAUAAUGUCUAAAAUUGAGGAAGCUGCCAAACCUUUAGGUUUCAAUGUGCACAAACACAACUACAAGAUUAAGUUGCAAGGCGACAAGACAGGAAGGAAGGGCCACCUUUCCGUUGCUACAGAGGUAUUCGAGGUGGCUCCAUCUCUGCAUAUGGUAGAGCUUCGCAAGACCAAAGGUGACACCUUGGAGUUCCACAAGUUCUACAAAAGCUUCUCGUCUGGCCUACAAGACAUUGUUUGGACCUCUAAAGCCAUCACAGAAGAGUCGAGGUGAUUUUCAGAUUCCUUUUGGAUCAGAUGAAACCGGCCGUCAUGCUAUCCAAGCCUGGGCAAAGCUGCAUGCUGCUUCACUUCUCUGCCUGGUCACCUUCUGUAACUCUUUUGAUUGUACAUGUUUGGGAGAGUUAGUAAUUGUACAUUCAAUGGUCCAUGUAAAACAUGGAUGUGCGACAUGAGUCUCUUUUUGCUGUGAGAAAGCAAGCCCCUUUCUGACUGAAGAUCAGUCUAUUGUGGGUGUAAAUGUCACAAGAUCUAGAAAUCCCAGGAUGUUAAACGAGUUUCUGAAAUGGCAAUACACGUGAAGUUUAUUCUCCA
Messenger RNA from Papaver somniferum (opium poppy), 2207 nucleotides. Its product is annotated as CBL-interacting serine/threonine-protein kinase 9-like. The record is from RefSeq and is a predicted model, not a curated record. Gene Ontology annotation, biological process: protein phosphorylation; signal transduction. Lineage: Eukaryota; Viridiplantae; Streptophyta; Magnoliopsida; Ranunculales; Papaveraceae. Gene Ontology annotation, molecular function: protein kinase activity; ATP binding. The coding region runs from base 514 to 1887 and encodes 457 amino acids. The transcript is spliced from 14 exons.